AUGCCGCGUCCAUUGUUUCUGUUUUUACUUUUAUGUAUAUCGUGCUCAAGUGGUUUUUCUGAAACGGUGUCCCUUCCAAGAGAGUCUGAAAUUCUACUUCGGGUUAAGAACACCCAGCUUGAAGACAAAAACAAGAGUCUACAAAAUUGGGUACCAAACACAGACCACAACCCCUGCAACUGGACAGGCAUUACCUGCGACGCACGAAACCAAUCACUUGUCUCCAUUGACCUCUCCGAAAUUGGAAUCUACGGCGAGUUCCCUUUCGGUUUUUGUCGCAUUCAAACCCUCCAAAACCUUUCUCUCGCAUUCAAUUUUCUAUCCAACUCUAUCUCCCCCAGCUCUCUGCUCCUUUGUUCCCACCUCCGUCUCUUAAACCUCUCCGACAACUUCUUCGUCGGAAAACUGCCGGAAUUCCCGCCGGAGUUUAGCGAACUAAGAGUAUUAGACCUCUCGACGAACAACUUCACCGGCGACAUUCCGGCUAGUUUUGGACAGAUUCCAAGUCUGAGAGUGCUCAUUUUAUCCGGAAACCUUCUGAGCGGAACGAUCCCUCCCUCUUUAGGCAACCUCAGUGAGUUAACUCGUUUGGAACUAGCUUAUAAUCCCUUCAAACAAGGCCCAUUACCUCCACAACUAGGAAACCUCUCUAGUCUUGAAACACUAUUCCUCGCCGGUGUUAACCUCGUAGGGGAAAUUCCACCCUCCAUUGGGAGCCUCACCUCGCUCAAGAACUUGGAUUUAUCCCAAAACUCUUUGUCAGGUAACAUCCCAAACAGCAUUUCAGGUCUGAAAAACGUUGAACAAAUUGAACUAUUUGAUAACCAGCUUUCCGGUGAAUUACCCCAAGGUUUUGGAAACCUCAGUAAUUUAAUUCUCUUGGACCUCUCUCAGAACGCUCUCACGGGAAAACUAACGCACGCAAUCGCUUCUUUGCGUCUCUAUUCUCUCAACCUGAAUGACAACCUUCUCGAGGGAGAAAUUCCUGAAAGUUUAGCUUCAAACCCCAACCUGCAGCAACUGAAACUCUUCAACAACAGCUUCACCGGGAAACUCCCACAAGAUCUGGGACAAAAAUCAGAGAUACAGGAAUUCGAUGUCUCAACGAAUGACUUCGUAGGAGAGUUGCCGAAGUACCUCUGCAAGAGAAACAAGCUGGAGCGUCUCAUCACGUUCGCGAAUCGCUUCUCAGGAACGCUCCCUGAGCAAUACGGGGAAUGUGGUUCACUUCAGUAUGUCAGAAUCCAGAACAACCAGUUAUCAGGCCAGGUGCCGCCAAUGUUUUGGGCCCUACCUGGUCUUCAGUUUCUGGAAAUGUCCAACAACAGGUUCCAAGGUUCUGUAUCUGCUUCCAUCUCUACGGCACUCACCAAACUCAUUUUGUCUGCUAACGCUUUUUCUGGUAAACUCCCAACGCGAAUCUGCCAACUCCCUCACCUUCUGGAGAUUGACGUCCGCAAGAACCGCUUCACCGGUGAUGUUCCCACGUGCGUAACUGGGUUGACAAAAUUACAGAAACUUAAGAUGCAAGAGAACAUGUUCACUGGUGAGAUUCCCAAUAACGUGGCCCUCUGGACUGACAUGACAGAGUUGAACCUGUCGUUUAACCGAUUCUCUGGUUCAAUCCCGCGGGAACUUGGCGGUUUACAGGAUUUGACAUACCUUGAUCUCGCCGUUAAUUCUUUAACCGGGGAGAUUCCGGUGGAGUUGACGAACCUAAGACUCAACCAGUUCAACGUCUCUGAUAACAAUCUACACGGGGAGGUUCCUUCAGGUUUCAACCACCAAGUAUACUUGUCCGGUCUAAUGGGAAACCCGGGUCUGUGCAGCGCCGUUAUAAAAACCCUACCUUCUUGUUCGAAACGCAGGCCGUUUUCUCUGCUUGCGAUUGUUGUUUUAGUUGCCUGCGGUUCGCUUCUUGUGGGGUCCAUGUUGUGGUUCCUGAAGAGCAAAGCGCGCGGCAAAUCCAAGCGCUCGUAUUUGUCAACCGCGUUUCAGAGAGUGGGGUUCAAUGAAGAAGACAUUCUUUCGAACUUAACCCGGGAGAACGUGAUUGGGGCAGGGAGUUCGGGUCGGGUCUAUAGGGUGAGGCUGAAGACGGGACAGACGGUGGCGGUGAAGAAGCUGUUCAGCGGUGCGCAAAAGCCUGACACGGAAUUGGUGUUCAGGGCGGAGAUUGAGACGUUGGGUAGGAUUCGACAUGCGAAUAUUGUGAAACUGUUGUUUAGUUGCAGUGGUGAUGAGUUUAGGGUGUUGGUGUAUGAGUACAUGGAGAAUGGAAGCUUAGGGGAUGUGUUGCAUGGAGAAGACAGGUGUGGGGAGUUGAUGGAGUGGUCUAGAAGGUUUGCAAUUGCUGUGGGUGCGGCUCAGGGGUUGGCUUAUUUGCACCAUGAUUGUGUGCCGGCAAUUGUUCACAGGGACGUCAAGAGUAAUAACAUUUUGCUGGACCACGAGUUUUUGCCAAGAGUAGCAGACUUCGGCCUCGCUAAGACAUUGCAGCGUGAGACCACCCAGGCUGCUGCCAUGUCCAGGGUUGCUGGAUCAUAUGGCUACAUUGCUCCAGAGUAUGCUUACACAAUGAAAGUGACCGAGAAGAGUGAUGUAUAUAGUUUUGGGGUUGUGCUGAUGGAAUUGAUCACCGGGAAGAGGCCAAAUGACUCUUCAUUUGGUGAGAACAGGGAUCUAGUGAAAUGGAUCACUGAGACUGUUUUAUCACCAUCUCCUGAAAGAGGAAGUGGCAAUAUGGGAGAAGGUAAAGAUUAUAUUAUGACCAAGAUUGUGGACCCAAGGUUGAACCCAGUCACUUGUGAUUAUGAUGAGGUUGAGAAGGUUUUGAAUGUGGCCCUACUCUGCACCUCAGCAUUUCCCAUUAAUAGACCCUCGAUGAGAAGGGUUGUUGAAUUGCUCAAGGACCAUAAACUGCCAUGA
Molecule: messenger RNA, 2928 nt
Organism: Sphenostylis stenocarpa
Lineage: Eukaryota; Viridiplantae; Streptophyta; Magnoliopsida; Fabales; Fabaceae
Source: the annotation of a GenBank genome assembly